Messenger RNA from Xenopus laevis (African clawed frog), 6334 nucleotides. RefSeq names its product pleckstrin homology domain containing A6 S homeolog (gene plekha6.S). The coding region runs from base 676 to 4128 and encodes 1150 amino acids. NCBI's taxonomy places the organism in Eukaryota, Metazoa, Chordata, Amphibia, Anura, Pipidae. The transcript is spliced from 27 exons. The record is from RefSeq and is a predicted model, not a curated record.
GUCACUAAGCUUACGUGUAGCAGUGACACCAGUCUCGCGUGGUGAGAUUUGGCAGGCAGGAGGAGGAAGAUUCCAGAUAACAGCUUUGCGGAAGGUGUUAGAAGCGAUCCGACUGCGGGUUGUGUAUGGAAAAGCAGGAUUGUUGGACAGUGCAUUUACGUGGAUUAGAGAGUGAAGGUUUGCAUUACCCUCAAGCCUCUCUAAUCCCUGUACGGUCCUACCGGGACGAAAACUGUGACAACCAGCUGUACAGCAAGCUGUCUAGGAUAAAGAAGAUGCAGUUAACAUAGCAGCCACCCUCCUUUGCGAAGUCUGCAUCUCUCUGAAAGCAGGGGGCCCUGGAAUUCAAGGGUGUGUAUGCACAGUAGAGUGAAAAGUCAAAAAAGGAUUGUGCAGUCCCGGGCUAUUAAAGAAAGAAGAACUGAAAGAGGAGGAUUGCUCUGUGGUGCUCCCUGAGAAGAACUGCAGGCGAGUGCAUCUUUCUGCUAAUAGGAACACGUAAGGGUAUCUAUCAGUUGCAAUGAUCGUCUUGUUACAGUCAAGCAUCCAGUGACUGUACAGAAAGAUUGGGCAUUUGUGGUAGGAAUUUCACUCUCCUGAAAGAAUAUUCAACUCUUCAAAAACACGUCCUUUGAUAUAAAUCCUGUGCUUUCAUCCCACCUGCCCAGGUUUGACAUGAGUUCUGAAGCAUCUGGAAAGAGUUGUGCAAGUCAAGUUACCAAAAGCUCUGCAUUCAAUAUGGUUUCUGACUCCUCUUUAGAAGGCUCAGUCAUAAGGCCUUCACGUCUAUCGAAGAAAGGUAUAGCAUUUGGUAAACGUUCCAAUUCUAUGAAGAGAAAUCCAGAUGCUAAGGUUAUGAAGACUGGCUGGCUGUACAAGCAGGCCAGCUCUGGGGUAAAGCAGUGGAAUAAGCGCUGGUUUGUCCUUGUUGAUCGCUGCCUCUUCUAUUACAAAGAUGAGAAAGAGGAAGUCAUCUUGGGAAGCAUCCCUCUUCUAAGUUUCCGUAUUGCCCCCGUGCAGCCUUCAGAUAACAUCAGCCGUAAGCACACCUUUAAGGUGACAGUAUGCUGUAUAGUGGACGUCUCUCCCAAUAUAACAGCCCCUGUCUCUUGGCAGGCAGAACAUGCUGGCGUUCGUACUUAUUUCUUCAGUGCAGAAAGCAGGAUGGAGCUGGAGUUGUGGUUACGCGUGAUGGGGGAAGCAUCACAGGUUCAAAACCUGGCCACUCCUAGGUUGGAAAGACAGGACAACAUACCACCAAUAAAGGAUUGUGAAUCUGAGACCAGAAGCCGUGGUGAGGGAGAUGGGAGAGGUUCUGAAAAGAUGGAGAAUAGGUCCGAAUCCAAGGAUGAGCCUCUAACCAAAGUAAUUGGGAGAGGGGUUCCCCCAGAUAGACCUCCUGACCUGCAGCCACCCAGGCACUUGCCUGAAGGGGAACAGCCAAUGCAACCCAAUGAAUGGGGUUUCCCUCCUUCUUCUGGCCGACCAGCAAGCACUGCCUUCUCAGAGAGCCAGAGGCAUGGUAACUUACCACAAACUCACCCAACAAAAAUGGCACAGAGGCAGAACUCUAUGUCACAGCUACAACAGUGGGUUAACUUGAAGAGGGCAGCAGCUCCCACUGAGGAGGCACAUGGCCCCAGCGGGUUCUUCUCAGGAUCCCUCAGAAUACCUGAAUAUUAUUCCCAAGGCUCUCCUCAGUACCUUGAUGGCUACCAGUAUUACAACACACCUGCAAGUUCACGGCCAGACAGUAUCUGCUCAAUGCCUGCUUUUGAUAGGGGAGUUCCCCAGUGGGGUACAGAAGACAAAAGGCAGAUCCACCGUAACCUAGUUCCGUAUUACCCACGUGACUGGAAGGAGCCUGGGAACUAUGGACAUCAGACUGAGGUGUUAGUUCCCUGUCCACAGCUGUAUUACCAGGAAACAGAUGCUGUGUGUGGAUCCCUUAGACGGCUUUCAUUACAGCCUCGCUCUCAAUCAGUACCCCGUUCCCCUAGUCACGGAGCUUACAACACACGCCCAAGGGUUUACUCUCCUGUUCAUUUCCCCAGUGCCAGGUUUGAUGGUGUUACACAGGAUGAUAUUUUUGGAGAACCAACAACAUAUACUAUGAGACGUUCGAUCAGCUCCCCAAAAUAUGGCUGCAUAGAUGACAGACAUCCUCUACCAGUUGGAGUGUAUUCAUACAGCUACCCUGUAUCAGCACCUCCUCAUGAUAAAAUGAUGAGUGAGAGUGAGACUCUGAUCAGCAUGGUGAAUAACAUGGUACACUCUUCCCCCCGAGCACAGAUCUUUAUGCAAGUUUCCCCAUACGCAGACCCAUACAGAGAAGCCCUUCAGAGCUACAAGAUUAAUGAACAGGACACUGAUAAACUCCUUGGUCAGCUAUGUGAACAGCACAAAGCAGUAAGAGAACAAGACCGGCUGGUGCAGCAACUUAGAGCAGAAAAGGAGAGUUUGGAGAGUGCUCUGAUGGGGACCCACCAGGAAAUGGAGAUGUUUGGCAACCAGACAGCAUUUACAGAAAAUCUGCUUCAUCGGAAGGAAUCACUUCAGAAUCAGCUCAUCAGCAUCCGUGUUGAAUUGUCACAGGCCACCACGGCUUUAAACAACAGCAGUCUAGAAUAUGAGGCUCUAGAGGGAGAGGUCUCUGCUUUGCACGAUACUCUGUGGGAGCAGCUGAAUCUCAAUAUACAGAAUGAGCUUAUGAACAGACAGAUCCAGAGAGAGAUUUGGAGGAUUCAGGAUGUAAUGGAAGGACUCAGAAAAAAUAAUUCAUCCCGGGGAACUGACACAGCAAAGCACCAUGUAUUGCCUGGACCCUCAGCUACCUUCAGCUCCAACAGCCCUGCAAGUCCCAUAAGCUCUGCUAGUCUUACAAGUCCCGUCAGUCCCUUUUCUCUCAUCUCAGGAUCACAAGGCUCCCCUACCAAGCAAACAACCAGUGAGGACUUGGGCCCUCCUCGCCCCCCUCUUCCUCUUUCGUACACUCCUCUGGACUCCCCUCCUGGUGUCCUUCCUCUCCCUGGGGAAGGUUGUUUCGAGCCUUGGCCAUACCCUCUCUCUUCCUGCUGGCCGCACAGUGAGCUGAAGCUGAACUUAGAACCAUAUAAAAGAGAAUCACUCCAGAUUUCAUCCUCACUUACUCCUGAAGGAGUAAGUUCCCUUCAGUUGUGUUCUGAACAUGAGUCAGAGAAACAGAAACAAGUACAUUUACAGGUCGUUAACAAAGUUGGCAUUGUACCUCCUAUAACGAAAUCACUUAAUGAAGACGAGUCAGAAAGGAAACCAUCAGUGGUUAGACGCGGAUGCAAUAGAAUACCUAAUGGAAACAUCUCACGGGAGCGCCCAAAGAGUGCAUUAUUCCCCAGUGAAGUGAAGUCCAAGAUGAGUGUUGAAGAACAGAAUGAUAGGAUGAAGCGUCACCAGAGUGGAUCAGUGAAAGAAAAGAGACGAAGCCUGCAGCUCCAACAAUCAGAACCUAGUGCAACCAAAUCAGUUGCGACAUGCAGAAUAGUACGAAGACAUCGCAGUAUCCAUGAGGUAGAUAUAUCAGACCUGGAAGCAGCUUUGCGUUCCCAAGAACCCCAGAGUGCUUAUGAAUCCCCUCAAAACGAGAUUGCCCGGCUACGCAAGAUGAAGGUGGAGCCGCAAGCAUACAGUGUAGAUAUCACCAGAGAGCUUCCUGCCCCAGACAAGCUUUCAACCCCAGAGAAAGUGUUGAUCCCGGAGCGUUAUGUAGAAUUGGAACCAGAAGGCCCACUGAGCCCAGAGGAAAUGCAGGAAAAGAGGAGGAAGGUGGAAAGAAUCAAGACGCUGAUAGCUAAAUCCAGUUUACAGAAUGUGAUCCCACUAAGUGACUUGGAGCUAGAAGUACCCCCUGACCCUGAGUCCCAGCUCCACGAGCAGGAGAAACGAAUAGAGUUAUCAUGUACGCUGGCUGCAGAAGCUUCACGUCGUGGUCGCCUCCUCUCUGCUUUGUGUGCCACCCCAAGUCCCCCUUCGUCACCCAAGUCCCCAGUUCCUCAGAUCCUCCCCAUCUCUCCUGAGCACUCAGCCAUGAUGGGAAGCAGCAGCAGCAAUGACAGCGCUGGGGAAUACGGGGCGAACAUCAUGUGUGUCUGAGCCACAGUCCAGAAAUGUUGAAAAACUGCACAAAUCCUAGUUCAGCAUAAAUGCUUCAGCUGUUUCAACAAUGCCAGGAGGGCUCACCUCUUCCACUGAACACAUACAUCACCAUUUAAGGAGACAAGCAGAAAAACUGAGAAAUUGCAAUGAAGGAUGAAGAUAAGUGCAUCACGGUGGAAGCCAGACAGUGUUAGUCUGACUUAUUUAAAGCACUGUAUUUGCAACUAAGUGGAGAGAAGCUGCAGAACCAUUGUGUUUGACGAUUACUAAAAUAUUGCAUGACCCAAACUGCGGAAUUUGCCUAUGGCUGGAAAGCCAGGACAACAGUAGAUUUGAAAUUUCUUUUUAUGAGACAAUCAUUUCUUGCUGUUUAUCAAGAGACUCAUCAAAGUAGUACUAUAGUCUCUUUCACUAGAGAGCUAUCACCAAAUCAUUAUCUUUUUCCUGCAUUAUUUGUCUUAUAUAAUAGUGUAUCACUUGUCAGUAGGUGUCUCCUCUUGGGCAAGCAGGCAAAAAUUUGGUUCUGGGCAGAUUAAAGCCCAAGACUGAUAUUCUGACAUGUGUAUUGUUCUGUUUUUAUAAGAACAAUACCUACCUAAUCCAAAUAUAUAUUUCUCACUAAAAAAUAUAUAAAUGUGUACACAUAUAUAUAUAUAUAUAUAUAUAUAUAUAUAUAUAUAUAUAUAUAUAUAUAUAUGUGUGUGUGUGUGUAAAUACAGGUAUAGCAUCAGUUAUUUGUAAUGUUUGGGGCCUAGGGUUUUCCAGAUACAGACCACACUUAGGUUGGGGGGGUAGCAGUAGUUUUUUUUUUUUUUUUAAUUGCCCACCGCCAGCGCUAGGACACCCGCACUCGGAGGGAGCACCCAGUCGAGUGGCAAUGUUGGGGCACACUAAUCAAUGCCACAACUUGCCCAUGUGCAUGGCCAUGUUGGGCAGAGUGCAUGUGCAUAAUAAUCUUCUGACAUCACUUGCAUGAUGAGCAAGUUGCAGCAUUCACUCAUUAUGUGCAUGAGUGUGCCCAAACAUGGCCGCUCAAACCGGGAGCUCCCUCCCGGUCUGGGUGUCCAAGCCCUGGGGCCCAUAUUAAAAAAAAGAAAACUACUGUGGCCCGCAACUGGAGUGUAGGCUUUAUUAGCCCGCAUCUUUGGUGGGGGAAAAUAAUUUUGGGCAACAGGUGUCCUUUACAUCUACUAAAAAUAAUUUAAAUAAAUCCAAUAGGAUGGUUUUGCCACCAAUAUGAAUACAUGUAGUACAAUGUACAAAGGAUUGUUUUAUUAUUACAGGAAAAACAGGAAUAAUUAAAAAAAAUGAUUUUGCUUUAAAUAAAUGAGAUGUAUAGGAGAUGGCCCUUCUGUAAUUUGUAGCUUUCUGGAUAACGGGUCUCUGAGAAAGAAUACCAAACCUAAUAAUAUAUAUAUAUUUCUUUAUAUUUUACUUCAUAAAAAAAAAAAUAUUUAUUGUGUGUAUAUAACUUGGGGAAACACUAUUCAUUAAGGAAAGAUAUUUUAUCCUAGUACACUGUACUAUGUUUUAAGGGGAUAGUUAAUCAUUUUAGUAUGUUACAGAAUAUUCUGUUCUCUUUAUCUUUUGUAUCUGCCUUUAUUUUUAAUGUUCAUUUAAUAGUUUUAAUUAUUUUCCCAUCCUAUUUCAAGCUAUGGGGGUCACUGAUCCUUAAUUGAAAAUCCCAUUGCUCUGUGAGGCUUCUCUUUUUUCAGACCCUCUUUUCAUCUUCUAGUCAUUUGCUUAAACCUCUAGCUGGUUAUAAGGGUAAAUUGGACCCUAGCAACCAGACUGAAAUACUCCUGAACAAAAAGCUAAACAGAAAUCACAACAAAAAGAAUGACAACUAUUUAGAAAUUGUCUAAGAUUAUCAAUGUCUACAUUAUACUUAAUUACUUUCAAGUUGAUAUACCCGUUGUGCUAAAGACCUUUGAAUUUUUUGGCCCUGGGGAUCUCUAUAAGGUGGGGGAAGUCAAAUAGUGAUCUUGCAUACAUACAUCAAUCCAAAUCAUAUGUAUUUUCCUAUAAAUAAAGCGGGCACUAUUUCCUUCUGUGUGUUACUCUGCAGUGGCAUAUACACUUAUAGUUCAUUUUAUUCAAGAUAAAACACUAUAUAUGGCACACCUUUGGAGAUGGUUAAGACAUAAGUUUAUUAUGUACCUAUAAAACCUUUCAAUAAAAAAAUUAAUACAUCUUGAAUCAA